AUGUCCGCAAAUGAUCCCUUCUCGUUUGUGGCUGCUGAGCAGCCCAAGCCCGUCAAAGAAAAGAAAGCCAACUGGAGGGGUAAGCUCUUCUCCAAAGAAAAGAAAGAUCGACCUGCGGCCGACCAGCAGCAGAUUGAGGACUUCCUUGCCUCGAAUCGACCUGUCACCGAGACCGUCUCCUCCCCGAAAGCGGAUUCAAGAGAUGCGCGCCCAGUCAUUUCGACACGCCAAAUUCCCUCGUUGAACGGUGUGCCCCAAAGUCCGGUCUCGUCGAUGCAAUCGCCCUCCACAGACGACUAUGCCGCCUUCGAUUUCAAACAAACCACCUCGCCCAGCGUUCGCGGUGGGUAUUUCUCGCGGGAGUCUUCUCAACAACAACUAUCUCAUCCCAAAACCAAGAAUAUACUCAAUCCGCGGAAAGGCAAGGGCCUUCAUGUCGAGUUCUGCAAGUUGGCUCCGGAAUUGAUCGGCGAGGGUGGUGAUGAGACAGAUGCCCCUACUAUUGAGAUCUCGCGCACGCGACAACGGCACCAUGAGAGAGUAGCGUCGGAGCAGCCAGCCCCGAGUGUAUCCUCGCACUCGCCGGAUGCGCAGAGCUCAUACCUGCCAGCCUUAACGGUCGACACCUCGCUCGGGAAUUUCGAGAGACAGACCGUUGCAAAUCCGGAUGCGGCCUGGCGACCACCUCUCAUACAGAACCCGCUUGACUCUGAGUUUCUCAGUACAUUACAGGCCCAAAAACCUGGGUCUCGGCUUUCCUUCCGUGGCUCGGCCGACGCACAUUCAUUGGCGGAGCGUGUUCGGGAUCAGAUGCAGGCCGAGGAGGCUAGAGCCCUGCAGCAACAUCGCGCAGAGGAUGACCUUCUGUCUCCUGCCGAUGAAAAGAGCGACAUCGGAAGCCCUGACUUGCCGCCUGCCUACAGUUCGCAGAGUCCCAGCAUAUCAAGUCACGCGGUAUCGCCUCAGUUAACGAGCUCCUCCUCGAUCUUGUCCACUACCCACCAAAUUCAGAAUAUCAACAGCCCCAAUGAGUCGCGCAUGUCGACAAAUCUUACUCCUAGCGGCUCGAUGAAUCUUUCUUCUAGGACACCCACUUUGCCCGUUGACGGGUCAACCCAAUCCCCACCUUCAGCGUCUCCAGCUCCCUCUCCUGCAACCCGUGAACCAUUGCGCACCGCCCACAGUUCCGGCUCGAAUGACAGUGCUUCUCGUCUUGCUACUCCCCCCGGACGAGAGCCGGCGCGCAGCCCGCAGCCUCCAAAGUACUCCCUUCGCUCCCUCGCGGGCCAGGUUGGCGAAUUGGCAUUCAAGGAGUUUCAAACUUACAUCGAUACAUAUAGUAGCCAGAUUCAUCAGGCCGCACAAGAUGUCAAGCCCGUUGAGGAGACGUCUCUGUCAGAAUGGAUUCGGGCGGCAGUGUGGUGGUUCUUGCGUGGAAGAUCACAGUUGGAAUCAUUUGCACGAUCUCGCAACUCAACCCCGGCCAUUCAUGCAAAGCAGGCUGUCAUCAAUCUGGGCAAGGCAUUGUGGAUCAACGAGAAAGUCGUCCCCGGGCACUUUGAGCUCUCCCGGUAUGGGUCCAUCAGUGUCGAGGCCAUCUUGGCCGUUGCUAGUACCACGGGUCAAAGAGAGACAGUCGAAUUACUGAGCGCUCACUCGACAAUGCUCAACCACCUUCGCUCUUUGUCGAUGUCGAUUAAACGCAACAAUAUCCUUGCCGAUACCCUCAGGGACGAUGGUCAAGGUUCCAACCAGUUGGACAUCUCUGUGUGGGUUCGAUACCCAUUCUUUGCUGCCGAUGUGGCGGCCGUCCUCUCGGGGAGUGCCUCACGGUCAAUGUUGGCCGAUGCGCCCGUCAGAUCGUCUAGCAUUGUGAGCAUGAUGCCGCUCGGAGAUACCGCCCAUUUCUUCACCUAUGGAAGCAUGUUUGUGCAGGCCUAUGUCAGUUCAAGGGAAGACGAAGGAAAACAAUAUGCCAUGCCGUGCGUCUUGUCGAUCACCCGCGAGCGUUCUGACUGGUAUGUGUGUACUGCGAUCACAAGUCAGAGCGCACUGGUCAAUGUCGUGAUUCAGGGUGAUCGCAAGCAGGGACCCACCUGGGAUGACGUGGAUUGGGACGGCCGUAACCAUUCCUUGCGGGUGAAGCUGCCGCGAGGGUUUGAACUUGAUGUCCUGUUCGCGGAAGACGAUUUUAGAACUCUGUGGAAUAUUGUGAGGUACACACGAAACUCCGAGGCAAGCCUGUCACCCGAGGCUGGUGAGACUGUUGUGUUCGAGAAUACUCUCAAAGCCUUUCAAUACAUGGAUCCUGGCACGCCCAAGGCAUUCCCUGCGGAACCUACAGAGAGAUGUCGGAUCCGCUUGUUUGAACGGCAGGUCACAAUUACCGAAGGAACGGGAUCGCGAAAUGCCCAUCGCGGGUUCCGUCUGAGCGUGUUGACCAGCCCCAAAGUGAAAACGAUGAGUAAUGUGACGCAUCGUCUGGGUGAUGGAUGGCCUGUGGUCUUCGGUCUGUUGCGAGGCGAAGACGGUAGUCCCGCGCUUCUGUUGAAGGUCACCGAAGAUGGUCGAACACGGUCCAUGUUGCUGACGUUCCAUGAGGUCGAGGAGCGAACGGAAAUGCAUUCGGUGCUUCUGAGCAUGCUACCUCGCGAUGGCGAGGUAGCCACACGUGAAUUGCCGUUGCGCUCAUAUAUGAUUGAGGAACCGGCAAAUCCAGCCAGUGGCCGAUCCCCGUUUACGCACUUGCAGUUUCCCGGCGGCCACGCCAGUGUCAUUGAUCGGGAGCAUACCUUUGUGGACCACGGAUAUGGUCCCACGAUUCUUUCUGAGCAUUUGCGCGCUUUUGUUGCCACUGAGUGGGGCUCUGUGACUGACCGGAUUAAUUUGGGCCCUGGUGAUUUGCGUCUUGGCUUGGAUGUCAAGCGAGCCACGGGAAUGAGCCUGUUUCGCGCUCCGCAGCACGAUCUCACAAUAUCGUUGGCGGACAAUUUGAUUCGACCUGAAAUGCCCGAACAGGUCUCGGAAUUUUUGCGAAAGGGCACAGCGAAACCGAUGAUUCGCCGAUAUGAAUUUACAACAGUGCAGGAUCUCCAUGCUUUUCAGGAAGCUGUGACUGGUUUCAAGGUCAUCUACGACGGAAUCGCUUCUCUAUUCACCAUCUCCCGCCGGCGCAUGGUCGUGCCCAUCUACAAGAAAUGGGAAGCCAGCUCGGCCCGCGUCCAGAUUGUCCAACAGGAAAAGAUCGUCCAGCUUGUUGCUUUCUUCAGCGAUUUCCAGCACGGCACUUGCAUGAACUUCGUCUUGAAAGGGACUGACCAAAUCGAAUCUUUCACCCGCUCUGGUAAAUUUGGCAUUCGCAUUCUCGACGCCAAGUUUGCCUUGCCCAAGAAGGACGAAGAUGCCGCCUCGGACUUUGUGUGCUUGGAUAUGCCCGAGUAUCCGAUCGAGCAUGACGAUAUUGGCAUUGCUUUUGACACCGAGGCCGGCCGGAAUGAUUUCAAAGCGGUUCUGCCCGGCUCCGUCCGCGAGCCAUCUCGCAUGGUCUCUCUUCGCCGCUGA
This is a messenger RNA of Penicillium oxalicum, 3561 nucleotides long. RefSeq lists its product as uncharacterized. NCBI's taxonomy places the organism in Eukaryota, Fungi, Ascomycota, Eurotiomycetes, Eurotiales, Aspergillaceae. The record is from RefSeq and is a predicted model, not a curated record. The transcript has 5 exons. Bases 1 to 3561 code for a protein of 1186 amino acids.